AUGGCUUCUUCUGCAUUCAAGCGCCUUGUGCGCUUCGUUCCCAAGUCAGCGCCUUCAAGCAUCUUGAUCGGAGAACCAGUGCAAGCUUCUCUUGACGUCGGCCUAGCGUCUCGUGAAGGAAAAGACAUCGCUGUCAAUGUCUUUUCAGGACGGUCAGUCUUGGCGCCUGGCACUCGAACAGACCGCACUGAAUCCGUCGAGCGACUCUUGUCACCUUUGGCGCAAGAGGAAGUGGGAACCAUUCGAUGUAUCGGACUGAAUUACGUUCAGCAUGCGAAAGAAGUCAACAUGGAUAUCCCAACAAUCCCCACGCUGUUCCUUAAGCCUAACACAGCACUUGGUGACCCGUGGCCAGCCCCUACUCUGCUUCCCAAGAUAACUCAAAACGAUGGAAGCGGUGAUUACGAGUCUGAGCUGGCGGUCGUCAUUGGCAAAGCAGCCAAGAACGUUUCUGAGGAGAAUGCUAUGGACUAUGUUCUGGGCUUCACGGCAGCCAAUGAUGUCUCGAGUCGCGUUUCGCAAUUGAACCAGUCCCAGUGGUGCUUCUCCAAGGGAUUUGACGGGGCAUGUCCUAUUGGUCCCGCUCUGGUCUCGACUUCAGAGAUCCCUGACCCUUCCAAAUUCCAUAUCCGGGGUCUGAAGAACGGCAAGGUCUUGCAAGACUGCUCACUGGACGACCUCAUCUUCAGCGUUCCCAAGCUCGUCAGCUUCCUAUCUCAAGGAACAACCCUUCCCGCAGGAACCGUCAUCAUCACUGGUACACCAGCCGGCGUAGGCAUGGGUAGAAAGCCCAAAGAGACUCUUUCCCAUGGCGAUGAGUUCAGAGUUGAGAUUCUGCCACAUGUCGGAACAUUGGUUAAUACUUUUGAGAAUGAAUAG
Fusarium redolens is the source of this 879-nucleotide messenger RNA. RefSeq lists its product as uncharacterized. Bases 1 to 879 code for a protein of 292 amino acids. The record is from RefSeq and is a predicted model, not a curated record. The transcript is spliced from 6 exons. NCBI's taxonomy places the organism in Eukaryota, Fungi, Ascomycota, Sordariomycetes, Hypocreales, Nectriaceae. Gene Ontology annotation, molecular function: acetylpyruvate hydrolase activity.